AUGGCCAUGGCAGGGCCCGGGAGACGACUGGGACACCAGGCAGGGUCAACUCUGCUUGGAGAGGCCCCAGAGAGCCCCGGGGGCCCGGGCGCAGAGGUGACUGCGGGGGAAGAGCGCCAGGCUGGGUCGGGACUGGAGCCCGAGCUGGAGCCGGAGCUGGAGCCCGAGCCGGAACCCGAACCCGAGCCCGAGCCGGAGCUGGAGGAGUUGCUGGCAAAGGAUGAGGAGCAGUUGGAGCCGCGGGGUCCCCGCCCCCCGCCGCCGGUCCCGCCCUUGCGGGCCAGCCAUGGGCUCAAGAGGAAGCCGGCCAAGGUGGAGGCCGAGCUGCAGCUGCAGCAUUCUGAUUUGAGAAGACCACCCUUGAGAAAGGAAGAGUCUGACGCUGCACAAGGAGACCUCUCCCCACCAACCAAACAGCACAAGAAGGCCAAGAAACGCAAGAGCCUCGGGGCGCUGCCCCCUUUGGCCACUGCCACUGUGGGACCCACCCCAGCAGAAGCCCUUGGGCUGGAGAGGAAAGCUCAGCGUCUGAGGCCAUUAUACCAGUACAUCAACUACAGCAACCCUGAGCUGAACCAGGCUGGGGAGGGAGAAGCUGAGGUCCAAGUGGAACUGGGCUUGGUCCCAGAUGAGGCAUCUGGAGGCCCAGAGGAGGCAGGGGCCAAGAGGCCACAGGCCUCACCCUUGAGAGAGGAGGGAGGAGAGGAGCCUGUGCCCAUUCUGAGCUUUACUCCGGGUAGCCAGCUGAAGGCCGAGGUGGACAAGUCAACCCAGGUGGAUAUUGACAAGAUGCUGAGUGUGUGUGCAGCUCACCUUGUUCCCCCGCUUUCCCCCCAGUAUAAGUGACAGAAGGCUUGUCUGGCUCAGGCUGCUGUGGCAGCUGAGUGAGCCAGGCCACGGCGGGCUCAGGAGAGAUGGGCACUUUGCUGAGAAACUUACUGGCCAGAAAGACCCAAGGGGCUUUAUCAGGUCUCCACCCAAAGACCCUUAUGCCACCUUCUCCACUUGGCAGUAUUCCUGGAUGAAAGCUCUCAGCCUUACUGGCAAUAAACAUAUUUAGCAGU
Molecule: messenger RNA, 1064 nt
Organism: Trichosurus vulpecula (common brushtail)
Lineage: Eukaryota; Metazoa; Chordata; Mammalia; Diprotodontia; Phalangeridae
Gene: C3H16orf86
Product: chromosome 3 C16orf86 homolog
Exons: 5
Coding region: 1-846 (281 amino acids)
Source: RefSeq, a predicted model, not a curated record